CCAUCCAUCUGUACACUCACAGAAACGGCGAAAUCGACAUUCAUCCCUUGAUAUGUCUACAAGGCCUGCAUCUUCCUGAUAACGUCUGUGGGGAUAUGGACGUGAGUCGCUGCUUUGUGAAUGCUGCAAGCUACGGAGAUCCGUACCAUAUACGCUGUGUCUUGAUUAAGACCUCAGGAGAUAAUAUUGAUAGGCAAGUAACGAUCCGAAGAUCAAUUUCUCGUGAUCCGCUUUCAGCUCGCACGGUCGCGGAGGUACAUGAUUGGUUAGAACACUGUGAAGAUGAGCGGAAUGGCUACCACAAGAUCUGCUCAUUGAGUGAGCGCGCGUAUGUUCCCACUCGCCUGAUCAGGGUAACAGGCCCUCAAGACAAGUUACGAUUGAAAAUCGUUCGUGGCGACGAUAUGGAGGAACAUGACAAGUCAAGAUAUGUGGCCCUGAGUUAUUGCUGGGGCGGAGAUCAAUCGAACAAGCUGACAGAAGAUAAUCAAGAUCUCUAUAAGAAGAACAUUCCUUGGGAAACUCUACCAAAGACCAUCCAGGAUGCUGCAAAAACAGUCCAGGCCCUGGGUUUCCGAUACAUCUGGAUCGAUUCGAUGUGCAUCGUUCAGGAUAGCAAGGAAGACAAGGAGGCUGAAAUCAGUCAAAUGACGAAAAUCUAUGCUCAUGCGACAUUAACGGUGGUCAACAAGAGGGGCGAUAGAGUAACUGAGGGCUUCCUGCAUCCCAGAACACUCCCCUCUGGAACCAGUUCUUUUCAAUUUGAAGCGGAGAACGGCCAAACAUAUCGUCUCACCUUGUUCUUUGAAGAUGCGUAUGAUCAGGAGGAGAAUAUAGCUAUAAACACACGAGGAUGGACUUUACAAGAACAUCUUCUUUCUCGUCGCCGGCUCAUUGUUGGUACGUGGUCAACAGAGUGGCACUGUCGAAGAGAAGAUGAUGAUCACGAAGAUGAUGAUCACAGAGAUGGCUGGAUCCCCAGCCACCGCGUGGGACCCUCAGCGGGUAUCCCCAUCACUAAAUCAGGUGGAAGCUGGGCAGGUCGUGGCCCUUUUGAGUCUAAAGAAGCCGAGUCUGUCUACACUAGUGACUUCCUAGACGCAGCUAUGUUCUUCUCGGUAAAUCCCGGAUAUCCAUCCGGGCAACUGGAAAAAUAUGUCGUCCAUAGUUCCUGGGAGGGAAUCGUUGAAUCUUACACUCUACGGUCUGUGACAGAAUCACAAGACAGAAUCUUUGCUAUAUCUGGCAUUGCUGAGAGGUUUGCAAGUUUUAUUCCAAAACGAUACAUAGCAGGUCUUUGGGAGGAUAUGAUGCCCGCGAGCUUGUUCUGGUCCAACCUUCAUCAGCCUACUGAUAGACCGGCCCAAUACCGAGGUCCAUCCUGGUCAUGGAUGUCAGUUGAUGGCCGAGUCAUACAUAAGGGAUGCCUUGACUGCAAAUGCGAGGUCCUUUCGAUCGAAUACAUGCCCAAGAGUGCUGAAGCUCUCUAUGGACCGGCGCGUAGUGCCACGCUUCAUAUCAAAGGCCCUGCUUUCAGUGUUGAAUGGCGAUACACAAGACAAGAUAGGCAGCUACAGGAAGACGGGCAGUUACAGAAAGAUCUGAGUGAGAUUAGAUGGCGCCCAGAAGGUAGCGACGAUCAUGAGGAUGUCCAUUUUCUAGAUGUAUCGUUGGACGCUCGAGAAAGGACAACAGUGUGGAAAGAGAUGAUCUUGUUAGCGUACAACACAUGGAACGAUGGAUGGCUGUCCACCUAUUCCUGCAUAUUGUUGAUCUGGGUAGACCAGAUUGUGGUCGACGAUAAGCCUCGACAUCGGUUUCGCAGAUUGGGAACAGCCGAGUAUUCGUAUUUCUCACCUCUUCCACAUGUCGAAAACUGGCCAGUAAGCUCCUACUACGUUAUCUGAUAAUGCUAUACAUCGCCAACUCGGUGUGUAAUACCUAUACCCGCCAAGAUCAGUCUCUUUUCGUCCACAUUACAAACGCAAGAAACUUGUUUAGAUGGCAGCUCGUUGUCGCAGUACCGGUCGGGAUGAUCAGGUAGAACCGUGU
Messenger RNA from Alternaria alternata, 2052 nucleotides. Its product is annotated as HET-domain-containing protein. The record is from RefSeq and is a predicted model, not a curated record. The coding region runs from base 96 to 1907 and encodes 603 amino acids. The transcript is spliced from 2 exons. NCBI's taxonomy places the organism in Eukaryota, Fungi, Ascomycota, Dothideomycetes, Pleosporales, Pleosporaceae.